AUGGCUAACUUACGUACUCAAAAGAGACUUGCCGCUUCUGUCAUCGGUGUUGGUAAGAGAAAGGUUUGGUUAGACCCAAAUGAGACCACUGAACUUGCUCAAGCCAACUCCAGAAACGCUAUCAGAAGAUUGGUGAAGAACGGUACUAUCGUUAAGAAGGCUGUCACUGUUCACUCCAGAUCCAGAACCAGAGCUUACGCUUUGUCCAAGAGAAACGGUCGUCACGGUGGUUACGGUAAGAGAAAGGGUACUAAGGAAGCCCGUUUGCCAUCCCAAGUCGUUUGGAUCAGAAGACUACGUGUCUUGAGAAGACUAUUGGCUAAGUACCGUGACGCUGGUAAGAUCGACAAGCACUUGUACCACGUCUUGUACAAGGAGGCCAAGGGUAACAGUUUCAAGCACAAGAGAGCUUUGGUCGAACACAUCAUUCAAGCUAAGGCUGAUGCUCAACGUGAAAAGGCUUUGAAGGAGGAAGCUGACGCUAGAAGAUCUAAGAACAGAGCUGCUCGUGAGAGAAGAGCUCAAAGAGUCGCAGAGAAGAGAGAAAACUUGUUGAAGGAAGAUGCUUAA
Molecule: messenger RNA, 570 nt
Organism: Torulaspora delbrueckii
Lineage: Eukaryota; Fungi; Ascomycota; Saccharomycetes; Saccharomycetales; Saccharomycetaceae
Product: 60S ribosomal protein eL19
Exons: 2
Coding region: 1-570 (189 amino acids)
Biological process (GO): translation
Cellular component (GO): ribosome; cytosolic large ribosomal subunit
Molecular function (GO): RNA binding; structural constituent of ribosome
Source: RefSeq, a predicted model, not a curated record